AACACCUAUCGUACUUCGCACCCAGCGCGAUUAUAUCAUAAAUAUGAAGUCUCUUAUUUUAAUUUUGCUGACUGGAAUAGUUGUUGUACUAUGUAAAAAAGGUAUAGUCUACGAUAUGGAAAAAAUCGACGAGCUCUUCGAAAAAUUCAUCAAAGACUACGACAGAGUUUACAAAGACGACGAAGACAGAAAGAUUCACUUUGAAGCGUUCAAGGUAAAUGUGGAAAGACUUAAUAAGAGAAACGAUGAAGAUGACGCUAUUUUUGGCAUCGACAAAUUCGCUGAUUAUACUAAGGAAGAAUGGGAUAGCAUGCAGGGCGUACCAGCUGACGCUGUGACCGUGCCGCCACUCGAAUAACGUUUAAAAACCUGUGUUAGAAAUCUUCCCCACAAACAAAUGUGGCAACAAUACAUAAGUAUACAUGGAUUCAGCAGACUUCUCCAGAUUUAUGUAUAACCUAAGUAAUAAUAGAAUAGAAUAAAACAGAGAGUUUUUAUUUCAGGUAUAGACCCAUAUUAAUUGUUAGUAAGAUUCGUUCGUGGUUCAAAAUAAAAUCCUGAUUGCAGCGAGAGUUUCAUGGCAUGACACGUGAAAAAUUUUCCUACCGAGCGAAACAAACAACUUUUCACCUCAUUAUAGCGAGGCAAAUGGUAGAUAAAAAACGGAUUAACGUAAAUAAUGUACGACAGAUCGCAUAGUUGAACGUGUCAUUAAUAUGUUUUUUUUUCAUCGAACGAAAAAGUUAGGUUCAGGGUGCAGAUAAAAGUUCUUGAAAUCGAACUUGACGAUGGACUGUAUACUGAAAGCUUUUCCGAGCUAGGGAGGUGAAAAA
This is a messenger RNA of Hyposmocoma kahamanoa, 833 nucleotides long. Its product is annotated as fruit bromelain-like. Lineage: Eukaryota; Metazoa; Arthropoda; Insecta; Lepidoptera; Cosmopterigidae. The coding region runs from base 44 to 358 and encodes 104 amino acids. The transcript is spliced from 2 exons. The record is from RefSeq and is a predicted model, not a curated record.